Molecule: messenger RNA, 765 nt
Organism: Lolium rigidum
Lineage: Eukaryota; Viridiplantae; Streptophyta; Magnoliopsida; Poales; Poaceae
Exons: 4
Coding region: 1-537 (178 amino acids)
Biological process (GO): DNA damage response; heterochromatin formation; leading strand elongation
Cellular component (GO): epsilon DNA polymerase complex; CHRAC
Molecular function (GO): protein heterodimerization activity; chromatin DNA binding
Source: RefSeq, a predicted model, not a curated record
AUGACGGAGGCGGAGGUGGAGGAGCUCCCCAAGACCAUCGUGCGGCGGCUGGUCAAGGACAAGCUCGCCCAGAUCGCCGGCGCCGGCGCCGACGGCGAAGGAGGGGCGGAGGUCAUCGUCAACAAGGACGCCAUGGCCGCCUUCUCCGAGAGCGCCCGCAUCUUCAUCCACUACCUCUCCGCCACUGCCAACGAUAUGUGCAAGGACGCAAAGAGGCAGACAAUCAAUGCCGAGGAUGUGUUCAAGGCGCUCGAUGAGAUUGACUUCCCAGAGUUCGUAGAGCCCUCAGGACUUCCUUGGAAGUCUCUGGUUUUAUUUGGACUUAUCUGUAGGAAUAAUUCAGUUUUCUCGGGUUUAUUCGUGUUUAUCUGUCCAUCUGUAGGAACAAAUCAAGUUCAGAACCAAAACGCUGCCCGGAAGCCAGCAACGGCCAAAAAGCAAACUGAGAAGAAAAGGAAAUUGGAUAAUGAGCCAGCUCCUCAAGAUGAGCAAAACGGUGCAGCUGAUGAAGCCAACCCCAACGCCGAUGAGGAUUAGUAUUCGACCUUGGUGAUAGGCUGGAUCUGAAUUACUACAUUAGUGUGUCUGCUUUCUUACCAGUAUGCCCCUUGUGCUAUGUAUGGCCACGUCCCUACGUGCAAAACUGUUGUCUACUAGAGAUCGUGAUGUAUAACUCAUGUUUCUGUUCCAAACAUUGUUGGUUAUGCUAGCUCAAAUGGUGAACCUUGUUCUUGUGCUAUUUAAAUUACCACCUCAUGGGAAGCA